This is a messenger RNA of Paramacrobiotus metropolitanus, 3540 nucleotides long. RefSeq lists its product as uncharacterized. Lineage: Eukaryota; Metazoa; Tardigrada; Eutardigrada; Parachela; Macrobiotidae. The record is from RefSeq and is a predicted model, not a curated record. The coding region runs from base 313 to 3327 and encodes 1004 amino acids. The transcript has 4 exons.
GACGCAGACGUGAUCAUUCAAUAACACAUCUGCGCACAAAUUUAAAGCCACAGACGGUUGCCGUACUACUGGUCUACUGAUGUGAAAGAAUAACACCAAAAUCAAAUUACUAAUUUAUCGCUUCUAGUCUCCUAACUCGGGAUUUAGUUGAGCUAUUUCCCAGGAUUUUAAAUACGCCGAUACGACUGGUCCAGUUUAUGCAGUUGGUUUACUGUUCGGAGGAAGCUUGGAGCUAACGUUAUUCGGAGGAAGCUUGGACCUAACGUUAACAAGCAAACUACAGCAGUACGAACCAGAGAGCAACUCAACACUAUGGGAAAUAUCUUCAGUAACAUCGGGAAAAACGCUGGUGCCACCCAUGCGGCUCAUACCAGAGCCGGGUUGGAGAAAUUUGGCGAAGAUCUCAAGCAUGUGGCGACGCAAUUACGCGACAGCCACCACACCGUUCACGGGUUGGACACGGUGGGUGCCCAGUUCGGUCAACAUCUGGCCAGGGCCGCGCAGGCCUUCCAGGACAUGCGACUCAGCACCACCGGUCUGGACACGGCGGGACGGGAUCUGGGACGUGAGUUCGGCCGUCACCUGGUGGAUGCUGCUGAUUUGCUCACCAAGCAUGGAAUAACGAUUUUCGGGUUAGAUGCAGUUGGCCGAGAACUGGGUGAAAGCUUUGGCCAGCGAUUGUUGGACGUGGCCAAGGUGAUCAAGGACGUUAAACUGAACAUCCAGGGAUUUGAGACGCUGGGCGUGGCGGAAUUCGGGCAGAGCGUGGACCGCGCGCUGUCGCAUGUGCGCGACAUGCAGAUGCACGUGGAUAUUGGACCGUAUGCUUUCCGAGCGAUGCUGCACGGGUACGACGUGGUCAUCUACGCCGUCCAGGUGGCGCUGCUCAUCGUCAUACUGAUCGGCUGGCAACUUGUGCGACAUGACGAAUUCUGGCCCGGAAUCCUUACGGCCGUUGGUGGACUGGCAUCGCUAGCCUAUACCACCGUUUGGAAGCCGCGAGCACUACCAAGUCUCAGCCGGAGAUUAAACAGUGCCAAACCGGUCACGGUCACAGAUCAUCCUCAAGAUUCAGUUGGUGCAACGAAACCGCUAAUGGCUCCAAAUGAAACAGCACACCCAUCUGUUCAAGAAGGCCAGCUAUGCUUAGCGCAUUCUAACAGCGCUCGGACUGGUCCUCAACCAAAAUAUUUUAUCGAUUUUGAAUUACCGUGUCCUGGACAUCGCUACGGAACCUGUACUGCACUGGACCGCGCAUGGUUUUGCGGCAUAUGCCGAUCCCGUCUUCAGUACGGGUAUGAUGAUAAACUGUACUGCCCAUGUGGGAGUGCCACGGCAAAAACGUACCGAUUCCGAUGCAACGAUCCCGUCCACGGAAGCACGAGUCUCCCAGUCGACCCGUUUGAAUUAAAUCGGAAGCUGCAAACCUACAAACCUCCAAAGGAAAUUAAUCUGCUCAUUUUAGGAGAAACCGGAGUGGGAAAAUCGACUUGGAUCAACGGUUUCAUUAAUUACCUAACCUUUGAUUCCUUCGCCAUCGCCGAGCAGGAAGGCCUGAUCUGCCUGAUACCCUCUUCGUUUACUAUGUCCGACGAAAACUACCAGCCCAAACAAAUCAGUAUGCGCUACAAUCCCGGAGGAACGCAGGUAGAGCAAAAGGCUAGCAGUGUUCCGAGCAGCACGGAAAAUGCUGAUGAUGCCACACAGUCGGCCACGCAGGAUCCUAAAACCUACGUCUUUCCCUACAAAGAUCGCAUCGUUCGCUUGAUCGACACACCCGGCAUCGGUGACACACGCGGCCUGGAUCAGGACCGCAAGAAUUUUGAGAAGAUCCUGGCGCAUAUCUCCCACGUCUCGGAGAUUCACGGGAUCUGCAUUCUUUUGAAGCCGAAUAAUGCCCGCUUGAAUUUAAUGUUUCAAUUCUGCGUACAGGAACUCCUGAUUCAUCUACACAAAGAUGCCUGCCGGAACAUGGUGUUUGUUUUUACAAAUUCCCGUUCUACACUGUACCGCCCGGGUGAUAGUCUGCCACCGCUGACCAAGCUCUUAGAACAGAGUCGAAACAUCAAUAUUCCUCUAAACAAAACCACCAUGUUCUGUAUGGAUAACGAGUCCGUGCGGUUUCUCGCCGCCCUACAAGCGGGGAUCCAGUUCAGCGACACGGAGCGGGAGAAUUACGCUAAAAGCUGGGAGAAAUCGGUGGAAGAGACGGGCCGUCUGAUGGAGCAUAUCAGCCGACUGGACGCGCACCAGACACACGCCACCAUCACGUUGAAUGAAGCACGGCGUUUAAUCCUGGAACUGACCAAACCCAUGGCGCAGAUCACCACAAUUCACAAAGUCAAUAUCGGCAAAAUGGCGGACAAACAGGCCGAACUGGCCGAGUGCAUUAAACGGAAGGACGUCCUCAUGGGUGAUCUCUACGUGACCAAGAGCCAGCUGGAGCUCGAAGAGAUCCCAUAUCCGCGAACUGUGUGCAUUGCGCAAAGCUGCAUCGAGAUGUGCCAAGAUGCCACCGGUCAGAAGCGGGCUAACUAUAAAACCUGGUGCCAUCCGCAUUGCUAUUUGAAAGACGUGCCAGCCGACACGGCCAAUCUUGAAGCCCUGCGGAAAUGUCAGGCAAUGAACGACCAAGGCAAAUGCAAUCAUUGUGGAUGCGGUUACGAGAAUCACAUGCAUGUUAAGUACGAAUGCCGGGUGGUGACCGUUCGCGUGAUUGACCAGAGCAUCGAAGGUCUGUUGGAUCAGAAGAACGGACAUAUUCUGGCGGCGGAAGAGGUCAUUCGUCAAUCGAAGGCUGAGGAGGCGGAUCUGAACAACGAGCUCGAUAUCAUAACCAGUAUCGCGUCAAAAUUUGCGCAUUUCCUCAAGGUCAACGCGAUGUCGGUGUACAAUGAUGCGCUGGACGAAUACUUGCGCCAGCUGAUUAAUCAGGAAAAGCAGAAGGUGGCCGCCGGUGGGGAUCGCGAAACUCUGGAUGCUUGUGAAGAGAUGUUGCAGCGCUACACACACGAGCGAAAUGUACUGGAGCAGGCUAUCAAAAGCACCAAUGCGUCAGCCCCCGAAUUCACGAUCACUUCGGUGCAGGAAGACGUGGAACGGUUGCAUGCCCUGCGGAUCAGCGGACCGUUGUUCCGCAAGAUGGAAUGGAUGGAACAACAGGCUGACCGUCAGCGCUUCACCUACAUGGAGACCGCGUAUCGCCCGCGGAAGGUCGAUCGCAUUCGCUACGUGCCGUUGGUACGCGAACCGCCGCCAUCACCACCGCCUAAUAUGUGGCAGCGUGUAUGGGAUAGACGACCCUGGAAGAAACAUCCCCGAAUGUGACCCUCUCUCUCUAAACUGAAAAGCUCAGAAAGCCAUCGCCCAUUAUAUUUUGGCACUGGACUAAACAUGUCAUAAGAACGGAAAGAAUUAAUGAAAUAUAAAAUUUAUGGCAUGCUUUUCUUUACACAGAUAACUAGAUAAUUGCGAGGAAUCGGGAUUUAAAUUUUUGCAAUUACACACGUUUUGCAUUACCUAAAUAAAAGUCGUCUUCGG